AUGAGUCAGGGAGCAGACGAAAGUGAGUCAUGGAGGGAGGAGAGCGAAGUAGACAUCACUGGAGAAGCGAGCGGCGACCGACCGAAAUCGUUCCCGCCCCAUACCUGGAGACCCGUGUAUCUGGGUUCGGCGGUCGGAGAUCCGUGCAACGAGACCGAAGUCUGCGAGCCGGCGGCGACCAUGUUGUGCGAUUUGCGUCACGAAGCCCCUUGCGAUGAAGCAACUGAAGUAUACUGCACAGAUCCUCUCAUCUGCAACAGGAGCAUGUGCAUUUGCGAGGACGCCAAACCAAAUGUCUUGUACAGAGAGUGUUAUUCCCAAUCCGGGCUGAACGAAUCCUGCACUUAUGAUGGAAAUUGCAUGCAUUUGGGAGGCAGUCAAGCAGCCAUAUGCAAAGAUGGAAGGUGCCAGUGUAAUCAUGACAAUGGGUUCUUCGAAGCGGACAGCACAUGCGCCGGGGCAGGCCAGUUGACGGGGGCCAUCCUCAUCCUCUUCGCCUGCACCCACUUGCCGGCCUGGCUCUCUUGA
Molecule: messenger RNA, 528 nt
Organism: Darwinula stevensoni
Lineage: Eukaryota; Metazoa; Arthropoda; Ostracoda; Podocopida; Darwinulidae
Source: the annotation of a GenBank genome assembly